Molecule: messenger RNA, 1424 nt
Organism: Nicotiana attenuata
Lineage: Eukaryota; Viridiplantae; Streptophyta; Magnoliopsida; Solanales; Solanaceae
Product: bifunctional L-3-cyanoalanine synthase/cysteine synthase 2, mitochondrial
Exons: 10
Coding region: 193-1281 (362 amino acids)
Cellular component (GO): cytoplasm
Molecular function (GO): cysteine synthase activity
Source: RefSeq, a predicted model, not a curated record
AAGUCCGAUUGGAUAAUGUAACAAAACUUUUCGUUAUAAAAAAGGGUGUCAUAUCUUUCAAGUGUGAGGUACACAAAAAAAGGCUAAGCUAUCAUAGCUAAUAGCUUUUGUGUAAACUUUCAAGUGCAAUAUAUAGUUGCAUUUUUUCAAGAGCUGAAGAGGCAAUUUCUCUGAGCUGUUGAGAAUCCAUUAAUGGCGGCUUUAAGCAGAUUGUUGAAGAGAUCAAGAUACUGUAAUAGUAAUGUUGAUUUCAUCACCAGAUUCUUCUCUACUCAGCCUUUAGUUCAUACUCCCAAAUUACAACUUCCUGUUACUAACAUCAAGACUCAAGUUUCUCAACUAAUUGGAAAAACACCAAUGGUUUAUCUUAACAAAGUGACAGAAGGAUGUGGAGCUCACAUAGCUGUGAAACAAGAGAUGUUUCAACCUACUUCUAGCAUCAAAGACAGACCAGCAUUGGCGAUGAUCAAUGAUGCAGAAAAGAAAGGCUUAAUAUCACCUGAAAAGACGACAUUGAUUGAGCCAACAUCGGGAAAUAUGGGGAUCAGCAUGGCAUUUAUGGCAGCAAUGAAAGGCUACAAAAUGGUUUUGACAAUGCCCUCAUACACAAGCUUGGAGAGGAGAGUGACAAUGAGAGCAUUUGGAGCUGAUUUAGUCCUCACUGAUCCAACCAAAGGAAUGGGAGGCACUGUUAAGAAAGCUUAUGGCCUUUUGGAAUCUACACCUAAUGCUUUCAUGCUUCAGCAGUUUUCUAAUCCUGCAAACACUCAGAUUCAUUUUGAGACGACUGGUCCUGAGAUAUGGGAAGAAACUCAGGGUAAUGUUGACAUAUUUGUCAUGGGAAUAGGAAGUGGAGGCACUGUCUCUGGUGUUGGACAAUAUCUGAAAUCCAAAAAUCCUAAUGUCAAGAUAUAUGGAAUUGAGCCAACUGAAAGCAAUGUACUAAAUGGUGGAAAACCAGGUCCUCAUCACAUAACAGGGAACGGGGUUGGAUUCAAGCCAGAUAUCCUGGACAUGGAUAUAAUGGAGGAAGUUAUGAUGGUUUCUAGUGAAGACGCCGUAAACAUGGCUAGGGAGUUGGCAGUCAAGGAAGGGCUCAUGGUUGGAAUAUCGUCGGGAGCUAAUACAGUAGCAGCUCUUCAACUUGCUCAAAAACCAGAAAACAAAGGCAAACUCAUAGUGACUAUACAUGCAAGUUUUGGAGAGAGGUACCUCUCAUCGGUUCUGUAUCAAGAUCUGAGGAAAGAGGCCGAGAAUAUGCAACCUGUUUCAGUUGAUUAAUGUUGCAAUUUUACUUAUGAUGAUUAUAUAUAGUUGAAGGCUCUGCAAGAAAAAUGUAUUAUUUUUCUAAAUAAUGUUUAUGCUUGUAAAUUUUUGAUGAUUCACCUUUCUGAAUCCUGCUUAUGCUCUGCUCUUGUUGUUUC